Messenger RNA from Zea mays, 1878 nucleotides. Its product is annotated as HSP20-like chaperones superfamily protein. The record is from RefSeq and is marked predicted. The transcript has a single exon. Lineage: Eukaryota; Viridiplantae; Streptophyta; Magnoliopsida; Poales; Poaceae. Bases 44 to 1765 code for a protein of 573 amino acids.
GGGCGAGCAGCUUCGGUCUCCGGCGGCGAGGAAAUAGGCAGGCAUGGACCGGCGGCAGCGCGCGGCGGCGCGGGUGUUCGAGGACUUCGACCCGGAGGUGGAGUGGAAGCUGGCAGGGGAGGAGCAGGACGUGGUGGAGAUCGCGCUGCCGGGGUUCCGCAAGGACCAGGUGAGGGUGCAGGUGGACAACCACGGCGUGCUGCGCGCCACCGGCGAGCGACCCGCCAGGGGCGGCCGGUGGGCCAGGUUCAAGAAGGACCUCCGCCUCCCCGACAACUGCGACUCCGACGGCGUCCGCGCCAGGUUCGAGGGCGAGAAGCUCAUCAUCACGCUCCCCAUCGUCGCCGCGCUGUCGCACUCGCCGACUCCGUCGCCGUCGCCACCUCCUCCUCCUCCACAACAACAACCACGCCGGCGUCCAUCGCCGCCAGAGCCGUCCGUUCCUGCUCCUGAACCGCCGCCGCUGACACGCCAGAACCCAUCGCCAACGCAGGCGCCUCCUCUACCACCUCAACCACGUCGGCACCCAUCGCGCCCAGAACCUUCCAUUCCUGCUCCUGAACCGCCGCCACCACAACCACGUACUUACCCUAAGCCACCGCCGCAUCGGUCUCCGUCCCCACCGCGUCGGUCUCCGUCCCCGCCACAGCCACCCCGUACUUAUCCUAAGCCACCGUCGCGUCGGCCUCCGUCCCAGCCGCCACCGUCGCGUCGCUCUCCGUCCCAGCAGCCGCCACGUACUUAUACUAAGCCACCGUCGCGUCGGCUUCCGUCCCCGCCGCCACCACCGCGUCGCUCUCCGUCCCCGCCACAGCCGCCCCGUACUUAUCAUAAGCCACCGUCGCGUCGGCCUCCGUCCCCGCCGCCACCACCGCGUCGGUCUCCGUCCCCGCCACAGCCGCCCCGUACUUAUCCUAAGUCACCGUCGCGUCGGCCUCCGUCCCCGCAGCCACCACCGCGUCGGUCUCCGUCCCCGCCACAGCCGCCCCGUACUUAUCCUAAGCCACCGUCGCGUCGCUCUCCGUCCCCGCCGCCACCGUCGCGUCGCUCUCCGUCCCCGCCACAGCCGCCACGUACUUAUCCUAAGCCACCGUCGCGUCGGCUUCCGUCCCCGCCGCCACCACCGCGUCGCUCUCCGUCCCCGCCACAGCCGCCACGUACUUAUCCUAAGCCACCGUCGCGUCGGCUUCCGUCCCCGCCGCCACCACCGCGUCGCUCUCCGUCCCCGCCACAGCCGCCACGUACUUAUCCUAAGCCACCGUCGCGUCGGCCUCCAUCCCCGCCGGCCCCAGCACCACCUGCCGCUGAAGAGCUGACAGAGGCCGGCACCGAGGAACGGAAACAAUCGCCACCGCCACACCAGACGCCGGGUGCUGCUCCUGGGCCGAAGACUCCUCCCCCGUGGUCGUGGCAGCCGCCGGUCCCUGUCUCGCCUCCUUCUCCGGCGCCGGCGCCGCCUCAUGGUGCAGAGGAACAGCCGAAGAAGAGGCAGAAGCAACCGCAACCGCAAGAGACCAACGCCACGAAACGGGCGGAAGAGCUAGGCGGUGGAGCGAGAGGCACGAAGGUGGUGGACAAAGCCGCUAGGGAUGAGAAGCGACCCAAGAAGGACAGCCAAGCUGGGGCAUCGCCAGCGGUGCCGAGUCACGCUCAGACGACGGAGACCGUGAGGCCGGAGCCGGCGCGGCAGCUGCUGGUGAACGCUGCGGCGGCGGUGGCCGUGCUCGCUGGGGUCAUCGCGGCCGUAUGGCGCACCUUGCAAUGAACAGUGUGUGUCGCUUGUAACUAUGUGGUGUUUUAACUAAACGUCUGUUGUACACCAUGUCAAUGGCCAAAGCUAAAUAUGUAACAAAACAGAGUACCCUGCUGAUCUACCAC